AUGCUGGACGAUCAUGUACCAGAGAAUGAACUGAAUGCACAGGUAGAAAAGCAGACUCAACAGUCUACUCUUAAACAAGCGCAAGUUUCCGAAUCAGCUACAUUUGAAUCCAUUGGGCUUCGACCAUGGCUCAUUGGAUCACUCAAAUCCAUAUCCAUUCGUCAUCCAUCAGAAAUCCAACAGGCCUGCAUACCCCAUAUUCUCAAUGGCAGGGACAUUAUUGGUGGGGCCAAGACCGGCAGUGGCAAGACUGCUGCAUUUGCCCUUCCAAUUCUGCAGAAACUAAGCGAGGAUCCAUAUGGUGUGUUUGCAUUGGUACUCACACCAGCUAGAGAACUUGCAUUCCAGAUUGCCGAGCAAUUUCGAGUGCUUGGAACUGGAAUUAAUCUUAAGCUAUCAGUGGUUGUUGGAGGUAUGGAUAUGAUGAGUCAAGCACUUGAACUGUCCCAGAAACCCCAUGUGAUUAUUGCUACUCCAGGACGUCUUGUGGACCAUAUUCGAAGUAGCAGCAAUGCCAUCCAUUUUAAACGCAUUAGAUUUUUGGUCAUGGACGAAGCUGAUCGUCUACUUGAUGAUACUUUUAGCGAUGAUUUAGAAGGAAUUCUUAGCCAGCUUCCACAAAAGCGCCAAACGCUUUUAUUUACUGCUACCAUGACGGACGAAAUCAAAGAAUUGCAAAUGUCAUCAAAAACCUUACCAUUUGUCUACGAGUGUGCUGAACGAUAUAGCACAGUUGAAAAGCUAGACCAGCAAUAUAUUUUGGUUUCUUCCAAUGUUCGAGAUGCCUAUUUAGCACAUAUAGUUCGUGAGUCGCUUUCUGGAAAAACCAUGAUUAUUUUUGCUAGUAAAUGCAGAACCUGUGAGACACUUCGAAUUAUGUUAAAGGAGUUGGGACUCAAAUCAACUGCACUACAUGCUCAGAUGCCACAAAAUGAUCGAUUGGGGUCGCUUGCAAAAUUCAAAAGCGGGAUUGUGCCGAUUUUAAUUGCAACAGAUGUUGGUAGCCGUGGCCUAGAUAUUCCUACCGUUAAAGUGGUAAUCAACUACGAACUUCCAGCAGAUGCUACCGACUACAUUCAUCGUGUUGGUCGUACCGCUCGUGCUGGUCAAGGCGGUAUGUCACUGUCCUUUGUAUCUGAGCGCGAUGUCGAUAUCAUUCACAAUAUUGAAAAAAAAACUAAAAAAAAGAUGACCGAGUAUACUGUUCCAGAAAAUGAUGUAUUGGAGAUUCUAGAUGAAGUAAACCUUGCCAAACGAAUUGCAAAAAUGGCAAGUUUUCAUAUUGUAUACAAUUUGUUAUAUCGCAAGUCUAAAUGUUGGAUAAAACUACUGGUAAAUCUAACAUAUAUCCCAUUGUUUCUUUCUAUAGCAACUACUGGAUAA
Messenger RNA from Batrachochytrium dendrobatidis JAM81, 1383 nucleotides. RefSeq lists its product as uncharacterized. The coding region runs from base 1 to 1383 and encodes 460 amino acids. Gene Ontology annotation, molecular function: RNA helicase activity; ATP binding; nucleic acid binding. The transcript has 7 exons. The record is from RefSeq and is a predicted model, not a curated record. Lineage: Eukaryota; Fungi; Chytridiomycota; Chytridiomycetes; Rhizophydiales.